AUGAGUGGAUGGCUGUACUGUAGUGUGAUUUUCUUGGUGGUCCACGGCCUCCUCUCUCCCGCUCAGCCAGGCCCCAGCGUUGUGAUUUGCCGGCCGCGCGGCACACGAGCCGUUCACAUUGUGCCGCCUCCUCUCCGGAGGAACAACAACCCUGCGACAAAGGUCCCCCAACGCAGCUCUGGGACCCCCGGAUGUCGGGUCAGGAAAGGCAUGGAGGAAAGCUAUGAGACAUUUGAAGAGGAGUUAGGGCCACCAGGAGAAGAUCCUCCUCCGCAGAAGCCUGUUCGACAGACCCGGCAACCAGAAAUGUACGUAAGCAGGAAAGUUAGAGAGGAAAUGUCUGCAGUUCCUCCGCCACCAAAAGUAGAACCAAAGACUUUGCACAUGGACCCAAGAGCUCCCAGGAAAUUUCCUGUCCAAAAAGCCUUGUCCAUGCAAAAUUUGAGCCAGAUUGAGACACCUUGGGAAAACGUCACGCUCAACCGCUGUCUGUUUGUUGCCAUUACCAUCCUGGUGCUCACCUCGGGGUGCCAGAGACUUCACGAAACGCUGCGUGGUCGAGGGGCAGCAGAGGAAGAGGAUGAGGAGGUUGAAUUGAUCGUGAGACAUCCGACCACGUUACGACACAGAGGCAAACCACCGCAGCCCGAGACAACACUGUGGGAAGUUUUGUUUUGGUGGCUGCCGGACCUUAACGAUGAGGAUGAUGGAAAAAGGAAAAGAGGAGCACCAAACCAGAGCUUGAGGGGUCUCAGAAACAGGCCAGUGCCAGACAAAAAACUCACGAAGCAGAGAGAAGGGACGCUCCAGACGAGGAGAGCCAAGAAAGCCCGAGAACAGCAUGCUAAAGACAAGAAAAAGAAGGAAAUACUAAAGACGCCUGACAAAGCAGAGGACGAAAAGCUGGAAAACGAGCCGCUGGUAUCAAACAUAAUGAGAGAGAAUAAGGAAACGAAGAAAAAAAUUCAAAAAGAACAGUUUUAGCAUAACUGAAAAUAACUUACAGGUUUGUGUAUGACAUCGCCACCAACCAAUCAACUUGCAUCCACAUCUGUCAAUACAGCUAGAGAAGUAAUUUGAAUUA
Molecule: messenger RNA, 1084 nt
Organism: Syngnathoides biaculeatus (alligator pipefish)
Lineage: Eukaryota; Metazoa; Chordata; Actinopteri; Syngnathiformes; Syngnathidae
Exons: 8
Coding region: 1-984 (327 amino acids)
Source: RefSeq, a predicted model, not a curated record